CCAAGCACAGGCGACCCUCAUGUACACUUCCAUCCAGAGCACACCUUCCUCACCCUGCGACCUCGGGCGCGUUAAAUCUUCGCAAUGUCUUUCCACUCCACUCAAUCCGACGUGGCGGGAAACGUUGAGGACAUCUCCGCCCACGAGGGGGAUGUUUCGUCUCAGUCUUCUGUAUCGUCCCAAUCCGAAGCUUCGUUUGAUCCGAUGGAAGAUUUCGAGGGUAUCUCGUACUCGCAAGAGGCCACUACUCGUGCUUUCCGAGACUACUACGCCUUUCUCGCCAAGAUGUACGUGGACGAGUCUUGUAUCGCCGAACCACCCCCUGAUGGCUGGCCUUCGAUCACGAGCGAGAGGUACCGUGGUAUGGGCAAGACUGAUACCGUCGUCGAGCUACUGCGUCACCUGCCCUAUCUAGUCGAGAAAACCCCAGGAUUGCGCGACAUCGAGGCUAUUUCUUAUUGUCAUUUCUACAACUUUGAACGCGGUGCCCCUAGGUCAGAUGAUGAAGGAGAUAUAGCCAAGGUAUUGACCGAAACUCACGAGUGGGAAGAUUUCUUCCCUCCGCACGUUUUCGGGUUUUGCUCGGGAGAGAACGACCCUGACGUAUUGCUACUCGAUACCCAGUUAGGCCUUGUGUACUGGCUAGAGGCUCCGGGCUAUAUCAAGUUCAACGACGGUUCGAACCCGUCUUUCAUCUCACCUAUCUUCAACAACCCCUCCGAAUGGGCCCCCGCGAGCGAACAAGAAUGGCGCGAAGAGCCCUGCUGGUCUAUCCCUGAUUUCUUCGAGAUGCUGAAACAACAGUUCAUCCAGCUACAAUUUAUCCCCCUCAACCCACAAGAAAUUGUCGAACCCAAGUUUUCUCAUAGAGUAGAAGAAAUCUACAGGCAGUUUGGCUGGCCAGACCUGGAGAAGUAUCGCAAGGAGGAAUGCCAAGCGGCUGUUCGAGCUUUUCUCGUUGCGCGAGAGGAGACUGAACAAGCAGAACGAUUGAGUAAGAACAUUUAGGCUUUGGGAUGAAGCCCCUGUUUGUAUGGGAUGAGAUACUUGCCGCUAAAUUGAGUACUAGUAGGUAUGAAAUAAACCGCCGGCUUGUUCAACCCGUCCCCUUCCAUCUCUCCAACCAGUCAUUAUCACCAUAUCGAUGUUCAGAGACCUGCCAAUUGAUGUCACCUUACCAGCACACGUGUCCCCAAACGGGGAUCUGUUGAAUUCCGCAUUAUCUGGGACCAGAUAGAGAAAGUUAUUAUAAGUGGCCUUGACAAUUUCCCAUCAUUGGGCAUGCGGAACUAUACCACUACUCCAAGGCCACUUAAGGUACCCUAGGUCAAAGUCCA
Molecule: messenger RNA, 1337 nt
Organism: Emericellopsis atlantica
Lineage: Eukaryota; Fungi; Ascomycota; Sordariomycetes; Hypocreales; Bionectriaceae
Exons: 2
Coding region: 85-1008 (307 amino acids)
Source: RefSeq, a predicted model, not a curated record